This is a messenger RNA of Symphalangus syndactylus (siamang), 2063 nucleotides long. RefSeq names its product DDB1 and CUL4 associated factor 8 like 1 (gene DCAF8L1). The record is from RefSeq and is a predicted model, not a curated record. Gene Ontology annotation, cellular component: cytoplasm; Cul4-RING E3 ubiquitin ligase complex. Gene Ontology annotation, molecular function: protein binding. Lineage: Eukaryota; Metazoa; Chordata; Mammalia; Primates; Hylobatidae.
AGCUUUUAGGGGUUGGCUUUUCCAGUUCCAGAUCAGCUACGGCAAACAUCGUUCGAGAUGUCGCACCAAGAGGGCAGCACAGAUGGCUUACCAGACUUAGUGACUGAAAGCCUGUUCAGCAGCCCAGAGGAGCAGUUUGGAGCAGCAGCGGCGAUAGCGGCCUCCUCAGACGUUGAAAUGGCGGCCGCAGAGCCAUCGACUGGAGAUGGUGGUGAUACCAGGGAUGGUGGUUUCCCGAACGAUGCCAGCACAGAAAAUCAAAACACAGACCCAGAAAGUUCAAGUGAAGAGGUCGAACUUGAAAGCAUGGAGGACUUUGAGCAUUUCCUCGUGAGUGGUGAAGGUUUAUUUGAUUACCCCUUAGUGGGAGAGGAGGAGGCAGAAAGAGAGGAGGAAGAAGAAGAGAUGGAGGAGGAGGAAGGGGAGGAGGAAGAACAACAGCCUCGGGUGUGUCUACGAUGCGGUGGCACCAACAAUGAUCAAUGUUUGUUAGAGGAGGAUAGGGCGUUAGAGGAAUGGAUUUCCUCAGAGACAUCUGCCCUGCCCCGACCUCGCUGGCAAGUCCUUACUGCUCUUCGCCAGUGGCAGCUGGGUUCAAGUGCCCGCUUUGUAUAUGAGGCCUGUGGGGCAAGAGCCUUUGUGCAGCGUUUCCGUCCGCAGUGUCUUCUUGGAGGCCAUGCCGGUUCUGUCAGUACUGUACACUUUAACCAGCGUGGCACCCGGCUGGCCAGUAGCGGUGAUGACUUAAGGGUGAUAGUGUGGGACUGGGUGCGGCAGAAGCCAGUACUGAACUUUGAGAGUGGUCACGGUAUUAAUGUCAUCCAGGCUAAAUUCUUUCCUAACUGUGGUGAUUCCACCCUGGCCACGUGUGGCCAUGAUGGUCAGGUACGGGUAGCAGAACUAAUUAAUGCAUCAUAUUGCGAGAAUACUAAGCGUGUGGCCAAGCACAGGGGACCUGCCCACGAGUUGGCUCUGGAGCCUGACUCUCCUUAUAGGUUCCUCACUUCAGGUGAAGAUGCCGUUGUGUUCACCAUUGACCUCAGACAAGACCGGCCAGCUUCAAAAGUUGUGGUAACAAGAGAAAAGGAUAAGAAAGUGGGACUGUAUACAAUCUCUAUGAAUCCUGCCAAUAUUUACCAAUUUGCAGUGGGUGGAUAUGAUCAGUUUGUAAGGAUUUAUGACCAGAGGAGAAUUGAUGAGACAGAAAACAAUGGAGUACUCAAGAAAUUCACUCCUCAUCAUCUGGUUAAUUGUGUUUUCCCAACAAACAUCACCUGUGUUGUGUACAGCCACGAUGGCACAGAGCUCCUGGCUAGCUACAAUGAUGAAGAUAUUUACCUCUUCAACUCUUCUCACAGUGAUGGUGCUCAAUAUGUUAAGAGAUAUAAGGGGCACAGAAAUAAUGACACAGUCAAAUGUGUUAAUUUUUAUGGCCCCAGGAGUGAGUUUGUCGUGAGUGGUAGUGAUUGUGGGCACGUCUUCUUCUGGGAGAAAUCAUCCUGCCAGAUCAUCCAGUUCAUGGAGGGGGACAGAGGAGAUAUAGUACACUGUCUUGAACCCCACCCUUACCUACCUGUGUUGGCGACCAGUGGCCUAGAUCAGCAUGUCAAGAUCUGGACACCCACAGCUAACACUGCCACUGAGCUUGCUGGGUUAAAAGAUGUGAUUAAGAAGAACAAGCGGGAGCGAGAUGAAGAUAACUUGCACUAUACAGACUCGUUUGACAACGACAUGCUUCGGUUCUUCGUGCAUCACCUGUUACAGAGAGCUCAUCACCCCGGCUGGAGAGGUCAUGGAGCUGAGUUCCCAGAUGAAGAGUUGGAUGAGUCUUCCAGCACCUCAGAUACAUCUGAGGAGGAGGGCCAAGAUCAAGUGCAGUGCACGCCAUCCUGAAGGCCUCAUAUCCAGUGCAGCUAGAUGCCACCUAAGUACACCGGACUUUAAAAUUCAGUUUGACUAAUUUAGAAUUGUCAAUUGAUUAAUAGAUUUGCUUUUUGUCUUUUGUUUUUCACAAUAUAUGCUGAAAACCAUCUCUUCCAUCUCCUUCUGUACUUUCCUUUCUU